AUGCAGAAACGCGACGCCGCCAGCGACGAGGAGCUAUCGGAGGAGGAGGUGGAGGAGGUGGAGGGUGAGUUCAGCGACUCGGGCGAUGAGGAGAGCGAGGAGGAGGAGGAGGAGGAGGCUGUAGUCGAGGGCGAGGCUGUAGCUGCCGGAAAGACGGUGGAGGAGGAAGAAGAGGGGGGCGGCGAGGCAGGCAGCGCCAAGGGCGAACAAGAGGCGGUGCCGGAGCCCAAGGUGCAGCGCAAGCGGCUGGAGCCAUUUGAGGUGCCCCAGAGCGGCGACUUCUGGCUGCAUGACGACCGCUUCGACCCGGGGGAGGGCGAGGGCGAGGGCGGCGGCGGCAUGCGCAGCGCCGAGCCCGACGCCGAGCUGGAUGAGCGCCAGAAGGAGCGAGGCAAGCUGUGGGAUGCAUCCAGUAAGGAGCGGUGGGGGCACGACGCGUUUGAGGCGCUGGAGCGCGGCGAGGAGCCGCAGGUCGACAUCGCCGAGACCUUUGGCCGCAUGAGCGUGGGCGGACAGGGACGCGGGAGGGGCGGGCGCGGCGGCGGGCGCGGCGAGGGCCGGGGCCCCGCGUCGGGCAGGGGCGGGCGCGGCGCGCGUGGCGGCCGGGAACCUGUGCAGUACAAUGAUGACGACGGCUACGGCGGCUUUGGAGCGCCGCCAGCCGCCAACACAGCGCCGCCAGCAGUGGCACGCCGCCCGGCCUCCAGGGCCAGCGGCGGGUUUGUGGGGGACAACGAGGAAGACUUCCCGCCGCCCGGCUUUGAGCACAAGCAGCCCGGCAGCGCGCAGGGCCAGUACAAGCCCGGCCGCGGAGCGCAGGCUGGUGCCGCGGCCAACGGCAGGGGCGCAGGCCGCGGCGCGGGGCGUGGCGCUGGGCGCGGCGCUGGCUCAGCCGCUCCCAAGGUGCUGCACGUGCAGGGUGGGCAGGUGGUGGCCGCCUCCGCCGCCGGCGCCAAGUCGCCCGGCGGCGGCCGGCGGCGCCGCGGCAAGCAGCUGAAUGUGGAGGCUCAGCACUUCCAGCCUGGCCAGGCGGCGCCUGCGGAGCGCACGCCCGCGGCGCCGCCGCAGGCGGCUGUCGUUGUGGCGCCCGCUGCCGCGCCCGCGCCUGCCUAUGCCGCCGUGGCAGCCAGUGCCGCGCCCGCUGUGGCUGCGCCUGCUGCCCCCGUCAUGGCUGCGCCCAUCUAUCAUGUGCCCGAGUCGGUGGAGCAGACCAUCCUUCAGCAGCAGCAGCAUGCACAGCACAUGCAGCAGCAGCAGCAGCCCGCACCGGCGGUGGCCGCGGCCCAGAUGGGCGCGCAGCAGUCGGCGGCGGCGUUGCAGCAGAUUGCCAUGGGCGGCGGCUUUGCGCCCACGCUCAUGCACCAGCAGCUGCAGCAGCACCAGAUGCAGGCGCCGCUGCAGCACCAGCAGCUACAGCACCAGCAGCUGCAGCAGCAGCCAAUGCAGCAGCAGCCCAUGCAGCAGCAGCAGCAGCUGCAGCAGGCCAUGCAGUACGUGGCGGUACAGCAGCCCAUGCAGUACGCCACGGGCCCCGGCAUGCAGCCGGGCUACGCCUACGUCGCGGUGCCCUACUCAACAGCCCCUGGCAUGCAAGUGCCAGCCAUGCCCACCUACCAGCCCGCCUACCAGCCCAUGGAGCCCGCCACCAUGCCGGCCGCCCCGCUGCCACCGCAGCCCGUCAAACGCCCCCUCACCAUCUCUGCGCCAGAGGAUGGCUCCAUGGGCUCGCUGCACCCAGCCCAGGCAGCUUACCCUGCCGGCUACGGCAUGGAUGUGAGUGGGGAGGCGAUGCCGCAGCGCGCUGGGGCGGGCGCCGGCAGGCGCUACUCGGCCGUUGACAGGCAAGGCAUGUAG
Molecule: messenger RNA, 1854 nt
Organism: Chlorella variabilis
Lineage: Eukaryota; Viridiplantae; Chlorophyta; Trebouxiophyceae; Chlorellales; Chlorellaceae
Exons: 7
Coding region: 1-1854 (617 amino acids)
Biological process (GO): mRNA processing
Cellular component (GO): exon-exon junction complex
Molecular function (GO): mRNA binding
Source: RefSeq, a predicted model, not a curated record